AUGCCUGUGUCGAGUACUGCAACGGGUCUCCACUGGCAAGUGUCUCAAGCCACUUCGCUGGCCUUUGUCAAGGUCAUCAUGUCCCAGGACCCAUCGACGAACCACCAAGGCGUAAGUAUCCCAAUUUUCUUCACCCGGACAUGUAUCUCAAACUAUUCACAGAUAUUCAUGGAGAACGGUUCUGGAGGUCUUAUGAGCGACCUGGAAUUCGUUCACAGUCAGGAACGUCAAGUUCUCCAACAACCAGAUCGCCAUCCAGGCAAUUUGGAACUGAACAUCCAGAUCGAGAACUGUGGUGUUGGAAUAGAAAUCAAGACCGGUGGUACAUCACAGGAUAACCAAAACACCCCAAUCUUUGUACGCACUACGACAGACCAACCCAACAGCCUCGGUGGUUCGAUUAUAAUUGACAAUGCUCAACUCACCAACGUGCCCAUCGCAGUUGGUACCUCGGCAGGCGCUACCACUCUAGCCGGCAGCACUGGUUCGAUGACCAUUGCAACUUGGGCACAAGGAAAUAUCUACUCCGGUACUUCGACCACCCCCACUUAUGCUAGGUCCAAUAUCACGCCAGCAACUAAGCCUGCAAGUUUGCUCGACUCUUCUGGCAAGAUCCUGAAUCUGCCACGACCCCAAUACGAAGCUUAUGCUCCCGAUCAAUCGUCAAGGCAAAUGGUGCCAAGGGUGAUGGUACAACGGACGAUACCUCUGCGCUCCAAGCCAUAUUUGACAAAUAUCAUGGAUGCAAGAUUAUUUUCUUCGAUGCAGGAUCCCGCCCAAUACGGAUAUUGUUGGGGAGAUGUGGAGCCAGAUCCUGGUCAAGGGAACCAAGUUCAACGACGUCAACAACCCUCGAGUUGCGCUCAAAUUCGGCAACACGGGGGACAAGGGCUAUUUGAGAGUAACCGAUAUCGUCGUCAG
This is a messenger RNA of Acaulospora colombiana, 921 nucleotides long. NCBI's taxonomy places the organism in Eukaryota, Fungi, Glomeromycota, Glomeromycetes, Diversisporales, Acaulosporaceae. The record is from the annotation of a GenBank genome assembly.